Molecule: messenger RNA, 2823 nt
Organism: Syzygium oleosum
Lineage: Eukaryota; Viridiplantae; Streptophyta; Magnoliopsida; Myrtales; Myrtaceae
Product: auxin response factor 9-like
Exons: 14
Coding region: 364-2430 (688 amino acids)
Biological process (GO): regulation of DNA-templated transcription; response to hormone
Cellular component (GO): nucleus
Molecular function (GO): protein binding; DNA binding
Source: RefSeq, a predicted model, not a curated record
UUCUGGUCCGGUGCCGGCGAGGUCCGCGGUGGCGGCGGCGGUGGCGGCGCGGGUCGUAACGGCCGUCGCGGUCGCCGAGAGGACGGUGCUGCUGGGGGGGGGGGGGGGGUUUCUCUGGCGUUACGUCUUUGCUUCUGUUUCUCUCUCUCUCUCUCUCUCUCUCUCUUCGCGGAGGAGGCGAAUCGCAUUUACGGCUCGCGGGCUGUGAGUAUUUCUCCGCGGCGAUUGUUUUGCGGUUACAUAAGGAGGCGUACGGACGGACAGACGGACGGAGGGAGCUAAGCUUCUAGGGGACCUUUCGUCUGUGAUUUCGCCGGCCGGCGGGGGUGCAGCUUCGGAGCCGUUGACCCAGGCGGGGCUCAGAUGAUGGCGAAUCGAGCUGAAGGUUGUGGAGGCGGAGGCGGCGGAGGAGGAGUUGAGGACCUCUAUAUGGAGCUGUGGAAGGCCUGCGCGGGGCCGCUGGUCGACGUCCCUCGCGGAGGAGACAGGGUCUACUACUUCCCACAAGGACACAUGGAACAACUGGAGGCAUCGACAAAUCAGGAACUGAACCAGAGGAUUCCGCUCUUUAGCCUCCCUUCCAAAAUUCUUUGCCGGAUUGUGCACGUUCACCUCCUGGCGGAGCAAGAAACAGAUGAGGUUUAUGCACAGAUUACUCUGAUUCCAGAAGGAAAUCAAACAGAGCCUACCAGUCCUGAUCCAUGCGCUCCAGAACCUACAAGACCGAGAGUUCAUUCUUUCUGCAAGGUUCUAACUGCCUCUGAUACCAGCACACAUGGUGGCUUUUCUGUUCUCAGGAAACACGCCACCGAAUGUCUUCCCCCAUUGGACAUGACCCAGUUAACCCCAACCCAGGAGUUAGUUGCCAAGGAUCUUCAUGGAUAUGAAUGGAAAUUUAAGCAUAUAUUCAGAGGUCAACCUCGAAGGCAUUUGCUUACUACAGGAUGGAGUACGUUUGUCACAUCGAAGAGAUUGGUUGCUGGUGACUCGUUCGUGUUCUUAAGGGGGGACAAUGGCGAAUUGCGUGUUGGAGUGAGACGAGUUGCUCGUCAGCAGAGCAGUAUGCCUUCCUCAGUGAUUUCGAGUCAGAGCAUGCACCUUGGAGUCCUUGCGACUGCCUCUCAUGCUGUCACGACUCAAACUAUGUUUGUAGUUUAUUACAAGCCAAGGACUAGUCAGUUCAUCAUAAGCUUGAACAAAUAUUUGGAGGCUGUUAACAAUAAAUUCACAGUUGGAAUGAGAUUCAAGAUGAGAUUUGAGGGUGAGGAUUCUCCAGAGAGAAGGUUUUCCGGUACAAUAGUCGGGGUGGAAGAUUUCUCGCCUCAAUGGACUGAUUCAAGAUGGCGAUCAUUGAGAGUUCAAUGGGACGAACAUGCAUCCAUCCCAAGACCUGACAGGGUAUCACCCUGGGAAAUUGAACCCUUUGUGGCUUCUGUGCCUGCAAGCAUCCCUCUAUCGACAGCAGUGAAGAGCAAGAGGCCCCGUCCAGAAGUCCCUGCAGAUGCUACUGCUGCGUCUGCUAUCUGGAAUUCUGGAUAUACACUGACCCAUGAUCUGAAACAACUGAGAGUUACUGAUGAGGGAAAAAGUAGUGAUGGUCAUUUUAUGUGGAAUUACAAGAUGGCAGAUAACAGCACUGGCAGUUCUAUAACAAGGGCCCAAACAGAAGGGGGAUGGCUGUCUUCUCCAUGCUUAAGUGUUUCUCAAAAUAUUCUACCCGAUGCAGCGGAUGACAGGAAGAGCAUCUCUGCUUUGCCUGUGCCCUCCAAGCACUCAAUAAUGCAUCCAUCAAGCUUGAAUAAUGAACAGAUGCCCAACCCAGUUGAGGACGGUAAAAAAGUCGAGACAACUUCUAGUUGCCGGCUGUUUGGUAUUGAUCUGAUUAACCACUCUUUAAGUUCACCUCCUUCGGACAAGGCACCUGUUCAAUCUAUGUGUGUAUCAACUGCUACAACUGAAGGACAUGUUCAAACCGCCCUGUCAACAGCUGAUUCUGAUCAGAAAUGUGAUCUUUGGAAGGCUUCUGAGGAAGUAAAACAAGGACAGUUGCAGAAUCUAGGGAGAGAGACGCAGACCAAGCAAAGUUGCUCCACUAGAAGUCGUACAAAGGUUCAAAUGCAAGGAAUGGCCGUAGGUCGUGCCGUGGACUUGACCAUGUUGGAAGGUUACAGUAAACUGAUGGACGAGCUAGAAGAGAUGUUUGACCUCAAAGGACAGCUUCGGCCACGAGAUAAGUGGGAGAUUGUCUUUACUGAUGAUGACGGAGAUAUGAUGCUCAUGGGCGACGAUCCCUGGCCGGAGUUUUGUAACAUGGUGAGAAGGAUUUUCAUAUGCUCGAGCCAGGAUGUGAAGAAAAUGAGCCCCAAAAGCAAGCUCCAUGUGGUACAAGGUGAAGGCACCGUAAUAAGCUCGGACUCAGCAGAUAACUGACUCGACGGAAGGCUCUCUCUCUUUCACUCUCUUUACCUUGUCACUUUCUUUUCUAGUGGUCAUUCCGUUUUGUUGUUCUAUUUGUUCAUACAAAAGGGAGCUGGUUUACAUUUAUUUAGAGGGAUGAUGUUAGUUUGGACAGUAAUGUAACCGGACAUCCGUAGCUCGUUUUUAGGAGCUGCUAACUUCCAAAAUGAACCUCAUUAUGCUAAGUGAGUUCGAGGGCUGGAGGGAGUUAAUGCAUAAGAGUCGAGCACUAGAGUCUGUGAAUACUUUUAAUUUCUCCAUCAGGUGGAGAUUGUCGUGAGGUCUCUGUCUCUUUGUACUUGUAAAUAUGCUCGUGGCAGGACAAUGAUCGUUGUUAGUGACUACAAAGUUUCUAAGUUUAGUUUA